Prorocentrum cordatum is the source of this 306-nucleotide messenger RNA. The record is from the annotation of a GenBank genome assembly. NCBI's taxonomy places the organism in Eukaryota, Dinophyceae, Prorocentrales, Prorocentraceae.
AUGUUACGCAAGACCACAUGUGGAAACACUGGAGAGACGAUGGGAAACAUCGCCUGUUCCACAGGUGACACCGCAAUCACAGUUUUUGCCCUUGCCACCUACCAGCGCUUUGCAAACCCCCUCCCCGCGCGCCUGAGCUCCCUCUGCCAAAGCGCGAACGCCGACUGGGGUAAACUCGAAGCUAGGACCUGCGCCCCGCACGAAUACCCGACAACCAUCAGGGACACGUCCAAAAUGUGCCAAAUCGAAGAGAAGUUGAACACAGCUGGCAACCGGGAAGACGCCAAUGGUGGAGGGAACUUAUAA